Messenger RNA from Capsella rubella, 1679 nucleotides. Its product is annotated as ferredoxin--NADP reductase, root isozyme 2, chloroplastic. The transcript has 5 exons. Bases 540 to 1493 code for a protein of 317 amino acids. Lineage: Eukaryota; Viridiplantae; Streptophyta; Magnoliopsida; Brassicales; Brassicaceae. The record is from RefSeq and is a predicted model, not a curated record. Gene Ontology annotation, molecular function: oxidoreductase activity.
UGGAGGAGUCCAAAAGAGGGGGAGAAAGAAGAAGCUUGGCCUUUGAGGAGUUUCAAAGGAUCGUGCUGCGUUGCUUACUGCUGUAUUUAUAAAACCCAGAUUCUUCAUCAUCUUCCUCCUAUCGAUCAAAUAUUGAAUCUGAGUUUCCUCUCUCCGAUUCAUUACAAUGUCUCACUCUGCUGUGGUGUCUCAGGGAUUUGAGUCGGGUGUAGUGUUCCUUUGUCUGCUUUCGGAGAAAAACGAGGGAGUUUUAUUUUUUGAAUUGAUUGAUUUGGGGGUUUAUGAUCUUUGAUCUGGGUUUAGGCUUGUGUUUUACUUCGUUAACGAUCUUAGAGCUUUUAAUCUGAUGGAUUUUGAAUUUUCCUAUAUAGGCUGGUGCUGUCUCAGUUUCUAUUGGAAACGAACGUUCUCUUAGAAGAUCUGUCUUCAAGAACAAUAGCAUAAGCUUUAACAGCAAGACAUGGUCAUCUUCUUUAGCAUUGAAUCAGAAGACAACAAACGUAAGAGAUGCAAAGCGGUACACGAACACUACAAUAUGUAUGUCGGUUCAACAAACAAGUAGUUCCAAGGUUACUGUCUCUCCUAUAGAGUUGGAAGACCCCAAGGAUCCUCCUUUGAACUUGUACAAACCCAAGGAGUCCUACACCGCUAAGAUUGUCUCUGUGGAGCGAGUCGUUGGUCCAAAAGCCCCUGGAGAAACCUGUCACAUUGUUAUUGAUCAUGACGGUAACCUUCCUUACUGGGAAGGACAGAGCUAUGGUGUGAUCCCUCCUGGUGAGAACCCGAAGAAACCGGGAGCACCACACAAUGUUCGCCUCUACUCGAUUGCAUCUACAAGGUAUGGAGAUUCCUUUGACGGCAAAACAGCGAGUUUAUGUGUACGCAGAGCUGUUUAUUACGAUCCCGAGACUGGCAAAGAAGAUCCUUCAAAGAACGGAGUUUGCAGCAACUUCCUCUGUGAUUCAAAGCCCGGAGACAAGAUUCAGAUCACCGGUCCAUCUGGGAAGGUAAUGCUAUUACCCGAGAAGGAUCCAAAUGCAACACACAUAAUGAUAGCCACGGGAACAGGAGUGGCUCCUUACAGAGGCUACUUACGUCGAAUGUUCAUGGAAAACGUCCCGAACAAGACAUUUGGCGGCUUAGCUUGGCUCUUCCUAGGCGUGGCCAACACCGAUAGCCUUCUAUAUGAUGAAGAGUUCACCAAGUACUUAAAAGACCAUCCGGAAAACUUUAGGUAUGAUAAGGCAUUGAGCAGAGAGGAGAAGAACAAGAAAGGUGGAAAGAUGUAUGUGCAGGACAAGAUUGAGGAGUACAGUGAUGAGAUCUUCAAGCUAUUGGACAAUGGAGCUCAUAUUUACUUCUGUGGGCUAAAAGGAAUGAUGCCUGGGAUUCAAGAUACGCUAAAGAGAGUUGCAGAAGAGAGAGGUGAGAGCUGGGAUUUGAAGCUUUCUCAGCUAAGGAAGAACAAGCAGUGGCACGUUGAAGUCUAUUAAGACUAAAGUCACCUUUCCUUCUCUUCUUCUUUUUAAUAUUGUAUUUGCUGCUUUUGAUUUUAAGAAUCGUAAUAAAAUUGAAUUGAUGUUGUUCUAGUUGUAUCCAAACAUUGAUAAUAUCUGAAAUUUGUUGGUCUGAGAAGAGAGUAUAUUCUCAGAGAAUAUAACAACUGAAUAUUUAUGUAA